This is a messenger RNA of Nerophis lumbriciformis (worm pipefish), 938 nucleotides long. RefSeq names its product nuclear receptor subfamily 0, group B, member 2a (gene nr0b2a). Gene Ontology annotation, cellular component: cytoplasm; nucleus. Gene Ontology annotation, molecular function: transcription factor binding; transcription corepressor activity. The record is from RefSeq and is a predicted model, not a curated record. Lineage: Eukaryota; Metazoa; Chordata; Actinopteri; Syngnathiformes; Syngnathidae. Gene Ontology annotation, biological process: circadian rhythm; negative regulation of transcription by RNA polymerase II.
GGUUUAGUAGAAGAACGUAAACGUCAUGGAUAACCAAUGUCAGUGUGUUGUCGGCAGCGAUAGACUAUUAAAUCCUAUCCUCUUCAACAUUCUCAGCCAACUGGAUAACAGCAGUUCAAACAACUUCAGCUAUCAUUCAAUACCUCACAGAUGCAACUGCGAGCUGCGGCGAACAGUGUGUUUGAAAAUGCCGUCGCAGAUUUGCAAAGAAGCUUCAGCAGUACUGGUCAAAACCGUCCAUUUCAUGAAGAACUUGCCCGCUUUUAGCCAGCUUCCGCCCAACGACCAGUUUUUGCUCCUCAAAAGCUGCUGGGCACCUCUUUUCAUCUUGGGCCUGGCACAGGAGCACGUGGACUUCGAGGUGAUGGACGUUCCGUCUGACAGCAUGCUGAAAAAGAUUCUUCUGCAGCGUGAGGGGGAUCCUGAGCUGGAGCGGGAGCAGCCCACCAUGGCCGGCGUCAGCAAACUGAAAUCCUGCCUCAAAAAGUUUUGGAGCUUGGAUUUGAGUCCUAAGGAAUAUGCAUAUCUCAAAGGGACCACCAUAUUUAAUCCAGACAUCCCAGACUUGAAGGCGUCUUUGUUCGUGGAGGGGCUGCAACAGGAGGCCCAGCGCGCCUUGAGCGAAGUGGUCCAGCUCCUUCACCCUGAGCACCAGGAGCGUUUUGCCCGAAUCCUCCUCACAGCCUCCAUGCUGCAGAGCAUCACGCCCAGCCUCAUCAUAGAACUGCUGUUCCGGCCUGUGAUUGGCCAAGCGCACCUGCUGGAGCUCCUGGCUGAGAUGCUCUUCUGCAGGUAGACCAGGACUUCCUUGAACAGAACUGAACCAAAUGGAUUACACAUUUGCGCUAUGAAACGUGUGAAUGAGCAGCUUAUGAAUAAAUUACACUUUUUAUUAAAGGGGGGCUGACAUUACUGUAGCGCCUCAAGAAAGAUUUGGU